Anopheles marshallii is the source of this 1077-nucleotide messenger RNA. Its product is annotated as acyl-coenzyme A diphosphatase NUDT19-like. Gene Ontology annotation, molecular function: hydrolase activity, acting on acid anhydrides, in phosphorus-containing anhydrides. Lineage: Eukaryota; Metazoa; Arthropoda; Insecta; Diptera; Culicidae. Bases 1 to 1077 code for a protein of 358 amino acids. Gene Ontology annotation, cellular component: mitochondrion. The transcript is spliced from 4 exons. The record is from RefSeq and is a predicted model, not a curated record.
AUGCGCAAAUUUUCGCAAUUCUGGCGCGAAUCGGCAAGCUUAAUAGUUCUUGCGCGAGCUGGAUCAAAGUCCAGCGCGGGACCAAUUGGGAACAAUUGCAAUUACAAGGUCCUUGUGUUCAAACGUCCUGCACGAACUUCUUUUAUGCCCAAUGCGGUCGUUUUUCCCGGUGGAGCUUUCGAUAAACAAGACUCGGCGCUUGCGUGGAACAGCUUGCUGCCAGCAAAAAUAAUGCAACCGUUAAUUAAAGUAUCUGGACCCAGGUCGUUUAUAUUUGAAACGGACAGUGAACAACUUGACCGUAACAUAUCGCUGCGUUUGUGUGCCAUACGAGAAACAUUUGAAGAGCUAGGCAUCUUGUUGGCAAAGCGCAUAGAGGAGGAUCGUCGGGCAGGUUACGGAGCGGUAGUCAAGUGUAAAUCGGCUGACAUUGCAUCCUGGCAGAAACAUGUACAUGAUGGAGUGAAGCAGUUUCGAGAACUAUGUAACCGGAUGAAGGUCGUUCCGGAUGUGCUCAAUCUGUAUGAAUGGUCAACCUGGAUAACACCAACUAUUCUUCACAAGAAGCGUUUCGAGACGGCAUUUUUUCUGAUCGCUUUGGACGCACUGCCAGAUGUUCUACCAGAAUCCAGCGAAGUUCAAGAAUAUUUUUGGGAUACUCCGAGGAACCUUCUCGAAGCUCACAACACUCAUCGUAUUUGGCUUACACCUCCCCAAGCGUACGAACUGAAACGGUUAAGCUAUCUGGAUGACAUCGACCAAGUGGUUGCGUUUGCAAGGGCGAACCGUUUCGCAAAGGGCACUACACCUCUCUGCCCCGUUGCGUUCACUGCAUCGGAUGGCGUAGUUUUGGCUUUGCCGGGAGAUAGUCUAUAUCCCGCUAACUAUGACUACGUGACAGAACACAGCAAUGCUAACCACUACGCGAACAAGUCAAUGGAAGAACUACGACGCAAUGCCAUUUUGUUGCAUCGAUUAGAACUUGUGGGAAAAUUACAUGCAGAUGGAUUUUUCCAAAGUCAGCCGGCUUUAGAUGAACAUUUACAUCUUACGGGAGCCAACCGACAGUUGACCUGA